UUUGGAAUUUCACUUUCUACUCUGUAAUUAAGACUUCGAUCCAAAGAUAUACUUCUAUUGACUCUGGUGAUCCUCAUGAUCAAAAGAUUUGAAGCCUGAUUGAGUCUUGAUCUUAUGUUUCUGCAAAAAGAUGCCUACUAGACAAAUGUCUGCAGUGAAAUCACAGAUGGGUUCGCGGAGUUUCACUAGAGCUUUGGCAUUAGCCUUUAAUGAGUGGCUACUGAUGUUCAUGCUCUUUGUUAACUCCAUAUUCUCUUACGUGAUCGCGAGGUUUGCUGAUUACUCCGAGCUUCAAUCUCCAUGUCUGAUGUGCUCAAAUCUUGAUCAUAUUCUCGGGAGGACAAAACAUUCGAAGAAAACUCAUUGGGAUAUGAUUUGCUCUAAACACAAAUCAGAGAUCUCGUCAUUGGUUUACUGUCAUGCUCACAGCAAGCUUGUUGAUGUCCGUGGAAUGUGCGAAACUUGCCUCUUCUCUUUUGCUACAACCAAUAAGUCAAAUGCUGAAACUUACAGAUUGUUGGUUGGUAAAUUGGGUGAUAAUUCUUACUUUGGAUCCAAGAGUGAUCGAAGUACAAAUCCAAAUUGCUCUAAACUUACAGAUUGUACAUGUUGUAAUCAGUUGUGGGGGCCUCAAACCGCUGCUACUCAGGUGGCUGAACGGGAAAUGCUACCCAAGAUUGGUUUGCUUAGUAAAGUGCGAAUCGGGAAGCAAUCUACACCCAAGAAAAGUGUCAGCUUCAAUCAUUUGCCUGAUGUUGGGUACACUGAGCUCAAGAUUCAUUCAGAUACUGAAUCAGAAGCUGUCUUUUCAGAUACUGAACCAAAGCAAGAAUCUUCACCUAGCCAUUUGCCUCAUGUUGGGUACAAUGAGCCCAAGAUUGGUUUGGUUGGUGAUGUGAGAACCGAGAAACCAUCUACACCCAAGAAGAGUGUCAGCUUUAAUCAUUUGCCUGAUGUUGGGUACACUGAGCUCAAGAUCCAUUCAGAUACUGAAUCAGAAGCUGUAUUUUCAGAAGAUGAAGGUGUCGUCCUAAAAGAUGAGGAUCAUAAGUAUCAAACCGUGGAUCUUGAGACUCCUCCAAUUAUCACCUUGCCUUAUGAUUUGGCUACCGACAAGCUGCUAAACUUUGAUUUCCCUGUGGAGCCUUUACUGACUCUAAAUGACCGAGAAGAAGUUCAUUUGCAAGAGAGCAAAUGGAGAACUUAUUCCUCAUUUCCCGAGAUUAUCCCAGUUAAUGAUGUGCCUGAAACAUCAGAGAAGGUUUUUAAGGAGGAAGAGAUCAAUUCAUUAGAUAAUCUUUUCUUAACAUCACGCGCCAUGGAACAUUUUGCAGCUGUUCCAAAGAAGAAAAAAGAGCCGAUUCGCCUCCAAGAUAUUUCCUUAACACCAGAUUUCAAGGAAAGUCCUGCAAAUGACUCCUUAAUGGAGGAGACUGAGCUUAUUUGUCUCAAUGAUGUUACUUCAACAUCACGCGCCAUGGAACAUUCUGAAGUUAUUUUAAAGGAGAGAGAAGAACCGCUUCACCUCCUAGAUAUUUCUGUAACACCAGAUUUUAAGGAAAAUCCUGCAAAUGCCUCAUUAAUGGAGGAAACUGAGCUUGUCUGCCUCAAUGAUGUUAGUUCGCCAUCACGUGCCAUGGAACAUUCUGAAGCUGUUUUAAAGGAUGAAGAAGAGCCGAUUCGCCUCCAAGAUAGUUCUUUAACACCAGAUUUUAUGGAAAAUCCUGCGAAUGCCUCCUUACUAGAAGAGGCUGAGCUUAUUUGCGUCAAUGAUGUUACUUCAACAUCACACGCCAUGGAACAUUCUGCAGUUGUUUUAAAGGAGAAUGAAGAGCCGAUUUUCUUCCAAGAUAUAUCUUUAACACCAGAUUUGAAGGAAGAUCCUGCAAAUGCCUUCUUAAUGGAGGAGACUAAGCUUAUCUGCCUCAAUGAAGUUACUUCAACAUCAAGCGCCAUGGAACAUUCUUCAGUUUUUAUAGAGGAGAAAGAAGAGCUGGUUCGCCACGAAGAUAUAACUUCAACACCAGAUUUUAUGGAAAAUCCUGCAAAUGCCCCCUUAAUGGAGGAGACUGAGCUUAUUUGCCUCAAUGAUGCUACUUCAACAUCAGAGGCUGCUGAAACUCCUGAAGUUGUUUUAGAGGGAAUUGAACUUAUGUCCAUCCAUGAUAAGUCUCUUGAAGAGGUUCCUCAAUCACUCACUACAGAUGAAACCUCUGUUGAGAUGUCAAAGGAGAGGGACACUCACCAAGCUGAUAUUAACUCUCUGGAAUCUGAAUACAUUGUUGUACCAUCUCCAAAUUCCAUGCCUGAAAAUUCAACCGAAAACUGUGUAUCAGACAACAAAGAAAUGAAAGAGACAUCUCUUACGGUCUCUUCAUUGUCUGAAAUGGCUCCACGGGACGUCACUUCUCACACAGAAGCAGCUCUUGAGUCAGAAUCUUCUUCCUUCAACUCAAUGUCGGUGGCAGCAGAAACAAAUCAAUAUUCAGGUGAGCUACUGGACCUUGCGGAUGCAUAUAAUAUCGUUGUAGGAAAUGAGGGUAACAACGAUAGUAAUGGAAGACAAAAAAUAGAGAAUUGGAUGAAGAAAGAUACUUCUAGAGUUAGUGAAGACCUAAAAGCACUUCUAACUCAAAUAUCAGCUUCUCGUGGGAUAGAGUUUUUGUCGCCUAGAGAUGUAAGCCCGAAGAUAUCUGUUAACAGUAGUGAUCAGGAGACAAAGAACCUAGAUCAUGAUAUGCAGCUGCUACUUCAGAAGAGAAUGCUUGAAAGGAACGAGAGUAACUUAUCGUUGGAAGAAGUCUCUGUGAGUGAAAUCGAGGGAGAAAGUGAGAGUGAUCGGUUGAAAAGGCAGGUUGAUUACGACAGGAAAUUGCUGACUGGUUUAUAUAAAGAAUUAGAGGAAGAAAGAAGUGCUUCAGCGGUCGCUACAAAUCAAGCAAUGGCUAUGAUUACGAGGUUGCAGGAAGAGAAGGCGUCAUUCCAAAUGGAAGCUUUGCAGAACCUGAGGAUGAUGGAAGAGCAAGCAGAGUAUGACAUGGAAGCAAUACAGAGACUGAAUGAUUUACUUGUUGAGAGAGAAAAACUAAUUCAAGAUUUAGAAGCUGAGAUUGAAUACUUCCGGGACCAGACCCCGCAGAAGAAGAAUAAGCUAGAUGUUCCAGAAAAGGUGACUGAGAUGGAUUCGCCUAGUGAGGGAAUGAGCAACAAGAUACAGAGUUGUUUAGUUGGGUUCGACGAAGAGAGAUUAUAUAUCACCAGUUGUUUGGAGAAGAUUGAAAACAGAGUAAAUGGCGAGGCUCAUGGCGAUAAUCUACCUGCACAAGAAUCUGUCUCUGAGCUACAUGAGAGAGUAGAAAUGCUUAAGGGAGACUUAUACUUUCUAGAACAGGUUAUGAAUUCUCUCGGGCACGGGAAGGAAGGCGUGGAAUUUGUCAAGGAAAUAGCUUCUCAUUUGCAAACUCUGCGGAGUGUCGGCAUGAAAAGACAAAAUCAUACAGAGAGUUGAUGCCCUGGGGAACAACCUUCACAAAGAUAAAUUUGUGGAGAGGAUAUUGUAGAGGAAACUAAACAAAGUUCAAGAGUGGUG
Messenger RNA from Arabidopsis arenosa, 3589 nucleotides. The record is from the annotation of a GenBank genome assembly. NCBI's taxonomy places the organism in Eukaryota, Viridiplantae, Streptophyta, Magnoliopsida, Brassicales, Brassicaceae.